AUGAUGAAAAAUUAACUGCUCCAUUAAUCUGUUAGUAUAAUCAUCUAACUUCAUCAAGAAUUGAAAGCAAAUUCAACCAUUUCUUCUUAAUUAGCAUAAACAUUAAUUGAUACAGCUUAAUAAAUCGAAAGAGUUCAAAAAUAAGAAUAAUAAUAAUUCAAAUAUGUAGAUUACUCUAAAGAUGAAAGUGUUUAAAAAACUAUAAAAAAUAAAAGGACCUCUAGUUAAAUUAUUGUUAAAGUCUAGAGUCCUUAAUGCAAAGAGAUAUUUUCAAGAGAAUGUUUAUAAGAAGUAUAUAUUAUUGUUAAUUAGUUAAUAUUACCAUAUCUAAAUUUAAAAGAUCUAAUAUCAUUUAGAUGUGUGAACUCAGUAAUCUAAGAGUCAAUAAAGCAAUAUGUCAAAUAAUAUUUAGUCAAAGAAGAAAAAUCAUUAGCUCAUCAUCUCUUUUCAUCUUAUUACCUUGCAUCAUUAAAAGAUUAUUUAUAUUCAUUCUUACCUAAAGCUAAAUGGUUAGAAUUUGAUCAUAUUUAAGCAAAAAAGAAUAUCUCAAAAUAUUAUAGAGAUUUUGAAGUCUUAAAGAAAGUACGUUCAAUACCAUAAUAAUAUGAAUAAAUAUUUGAUGUUUUAUUGCUUAUCUUUUAAGGAUAAAGAAAAGUUAAUAUUUCUAGUUUUGAACAAUUUAAAAAAUUAAAUCUUAAACAAACUUUAAAAUAUGAGAACAUCAUUUAAAAUAUUGAUUUAUUUAAUCGAAUUGAUGAAAAAGUAGCUAAGAAAUUCUCAAUUGAAUUACAUAAUACAAUACUUCUAUGUUAAUCAUUAAUUUCAUUAUAUUAUUUAGAAAAUAUCUUCACAAUUGGAAGUGCUGCAUCUAGUGAAUAACAUCAAUUUAAUUAGAUUUCAUAUUAUUAUAAAUAUCAUUCAGAUUUAAUCAAUUUUUGGAAAAAAGUUACUCAUUAAGAUUAAAAAUUCCAACUAUUCCUUAAUUUUUCAACAAAUAAAGUUAAUUUAGAAUCUCAAAAUUUAUCAGAUAGUAAAUGUUAUACAGAUAGAAUAAACAUAUUAAUACUUUGUUUGAGUUAUUGUGAUGAUAAUUCAUUAUUGCAAUUUAGAUUAAUCAAUAAAUAAUUUAAAAUAGAAUGUGAACUUUAAUUAGAAGAUAGAUUAGUUUUUAGUAUAUAAGCUUUUGAAUUUGCCAAACUUUAUUAAAAUAGGUAAUUGUAAUGUAGUAAACAUCUAUAAAAUGAAUUAGGAUUCUUUAAUCCUUUAUUUGAUAUGGCCUAUACAUUUUUAAUUGAUAAACAUUAAGAAUUAGUUUAAUUUAACAAUUUUGAAUAUAUCAAAUAAUGUGAUGAUGAAUUUACUUUUUAUAUUAAUACUGCCUAUACCUAAUUACACAAUUUAAAUAAUCUUAGAAGUGUUUUAGCAUAAAAAUAAUUAUUAAGAAUAACUAAAACUCAUUUGAAUCCUUUUAAUAAAAAAAAAUAAUCUAUUUAAUUAGCAGCUCAUGCCUUAUAAAAUCUUAGUACUCUUGUAUAAAAUAAUCCAAAAAUUUCUUAUAAUUUUCAAAUACUUUAUCCUCUAUAUUUGUAUUUAAAACUAUUCAUUAUUAUUUAACAUACAAUAUUACCAACAUAAUUUGAUUCUAAUGAAACUGUUGUGUAUUUAUAUAAUGAAUGUAUUAAAUAUUUAAAUAUUCUUUUUAAAUUGGGUAAGUUAUCAACAUUAAAUAUGAGAAAUAUUAUAAAUCAAUCUUUAGAAUAUUUUGAUUAAAAUUAAAAAUAAGAAAUAGCUUAAAGAUUAAAUUAAUAAUUUUUUUAAGUUUACACAAAUUUUAAAAGUAGUCUUGAUUCUAGAGAAAAGACUUUAGAAAUAUUAACAGAAAUCACAGCCAUCUUUGAAAGUAUGAACAUAUUUUUAAUUGAAAAAAUUACAGAAUAUGAUUUCUUAUAAUUUGAUUCCAUUUUUACUACCAAAAUUUUAAAUUACUUAACUUAUACUGAUUUAAUAAACUUUGCUUGCACAUCUUCAUAAUCAAAAAAAUUAUAUAUUACUCAUCUAUAAUUAAGAAUAGAAAAUGAAGCUAAUAUCAUUAGAACUUUUGAAAAAUCAAAUAAAUAAUCUCUUUAAAGUAUAUAAAAGUUGAGACCAAAACUUGGAUUAUAAAAGGAUAAAGCUGUAUAAUUAGUUUAAUAAUUCACAAUAAGUGAUUUAAGUGAAUUAAAAGCAUUCAAUCAUCCAACAUAAGCUUUUGAAAUUUUCUGUAGGCCUUUAUUAAUUUUAUUUGACCUUCCAUAAAAGAGCAAUACUAAUUAUUGGGCAACUUUAAAAUCUUUUUUACUUUAAUAAAAUUCAUGGUCAUAAAUUUCUGAUUUCCCACCUGAGACUUUAUCAAGGCAAAAAGUAAAUUAAAUUAAAUAAAUUUUAAAAAGCCCUAAAUUUGAUUUAGUUGUUUUAGCAAAACUUAGUUCACCUUUAUUAAAAUUUAUAAAUUGGCUUUAGGGUAUAAUUAUUAUUAUAAUUAGGCAUUUUGAUAUUACAUAGUUAUUUAAGAUAAUAUUGUUUGGGAGAUAAGGAAGAAAAUCUUUCAGAAGAGUAGUAAUAACUAUUUACAGUCUUAGAUAUUAAACAAUGUAUUUUAUAUAAAGCAAUGAGAUAUAUUAACUAAAAUAAAUGA
Molecule: messenger RNA, 2674 nt
Organism: Paramecium pentaurelia
Lineage: Eukaryota; Ciliophora; Oligohymenophorea; Peniculida; Parameciidae
Source: the annotation of a GenBank genome assembly